AUGGCUUCGUCGGAUGGAAUAUACAAAUGUCUUCUGCACAGAGGCAGAUCUCAAAGUGACCCGAACAUCCUCAGCGAGUCUGGCAUUGAUCUCUCGCACAGCACAGAUGUGAUGGAGCAGCAGAAGGUGCUGUGCUCCAGCUGUUUGGUGAGUGGAGUCCACACCCCUCCCAUCCGGCGCCACAGCAAGCUGGCCACACUGGGGCGUAUUUUCAGGCCGUGGAAAUGGAGGAAAAAGAAAAACGAGAAGCUGAAGCAGAGCUCUACAGAUGUGGCCUUGGCUUGUGGACUUAACUCUCCAGACCUCAGCUCUCCCAUCCAGGGCAUCCCCGAUGCUGAGAUCCGGCUACCUGGCUCUCAGGGGCCCAUUCUUAGCAUCAGUAGCAUGGAGUACCUCAGCUCAGAGCAAGACAAUCUCCCUACUGUGGUAGAUUCUGUACAGGACAAUGAGACAACGGAAGAGUCAAAUUCAAACGAGGAAGAGGAGGAAGACGAGGAGGCGGUUUCUUCUGUAAAUGAGAAUGAAGAUGUUGAGGAAGAUGAAGACAGAGACGAAGAUGAGGAAGAUGAACUGCAGGAACAGUCUCCUCCAAGCGGUCAUGGCAAUCUCGUUUCUCAGCUAAGCACGGAAGAAGACCCAAGUAAAGUCGUCAUCGCAUCAGUGCCUCAGUCAAACUCUUUUCUUCAAAAAGAACUGCCUAGAGUCCCUGACGGCCCUAGUCCUGUGGUUUUAAGAGGGCCUUUUACUAAUCCUGUGGGGUCGCUGCAUAUAGGCAGCAUACAUCCGCCACUGCCCGCUAGCUGUAUAAUAGAAGAACUGCAUCGAGCACUGGCAACAAAGCUCAGGCAGGACCGCAUUGAGCGAGAGCCAAGUGGAGAUGGUGAAAGCAGAAAGGAAGCGGAGGAAAACAAGGAAAAUGUUCGACAGGACCACUGCUUCACUGACGCUUCAGGAAUUAUCUACGAUAUUGACAGCUGGAACGAAUCUGUCAUUUCUGGCACAUUGCCAAGGAGGAUGAAGAAGGAACUGCUGGCUGUGAAGCUUCGGAAUCGUCCCAGCAAACAGGAGCUGGAGGAUAAGAACAUUUUUCCUGCGCGGAGCGACCAGGAGAGACAGGAGAUCCGUCAACAGAUUGAAAUGAAGCUUGCCAAGAGACUCAGUCAACGGCCGGCCGCUGAAGAGCUGGAGAGCAGAAAUAUUUUAAAACAGAGGAAUGAUCAGACGGAGCAAGAGGAAAGAAGAGAGAUCAAACAGAGACUGAACAGAAAGCUCAACCAGAGGCCAACAGUUGAUGAACUAAGAGAAAGAAAGAUUCUGAUCCGCUUCAGUGACUAUGUGGAGGUGGCCAAAGCCCAGGACUAUGACAGGAGAGCUGACAAACCCUGGACAAGACUGUCUGCAGCUGACAAGGCGGCCAUCCGUAAAGAGCUGAACGAGUUCAAAAGCACUGAGAUGGAGGUCCAUGCUUCAAGCAAACACCUAACAAGGUCAGUAUGCGUGUACAGCACUCACAGAUGUGCCUGCACUAUUUUUAGAUCCACAAAAUCCAAACAGCCUGGUCAAAAAAGACAGGGACACAAAUGCGUUUGCAUAUAAAAAGCAUGAAUGUGUCACCUUGACAUGAAUGGUUUUGGAUAAGAGGUUCCUCUCGACAUAAUCAUAACAUUAGUGGCCUUUAGAGCUCUUAUGCAUGCUCUUACUAAAAAUAACUGAUUGAUGCAACAGCCUUGUCCCUAUUAUAUCGUGUUUGUGAUUGCGAAAGGCACCUUUGUUGAUUUCUCUCCUCUCCAUCAGGUUUCACAGGCCUUAAGAGGGGGUUUUCUUCUGUGAAGAAAAUGC
Messenger RNA from Sinocyclocheilus rhinocerous, 1839 nucleotides. RefSeq names its product phosphatase and actin regulator 3a (gene phactr3a). The transcript has 11 exons. Gene Ontology annotation, molecular function: actin binding. Gene Ontology annotation, biological process: actin cytoskeleton organization. The record is from RefSeq and is a predicted model, not a curated record. Bases 1 to 1596 code for a protein of 531 amino acids. NCBI's taxonomy places the organism in Eukaryota, Metazoa, Chordata, Actinopteri, Cypriniformes, Cyprinidae.